AUGCCCCACCUGCCGCCCAGCAAGGUCAUCUUUGCGCUGCUGCAGAUACUCACCACCAUACCGGAGGACUUCAACUCGCUCUACAUUGACAAGACGAAGAAGAUCAAGGUGAGGGCGGAGCUGCAGUCGCACGCCCAGUCGGUGCUCUUCAUUGUCCACAAGGUCCUCUCUGAUGACAACAUCUCCGACAAUAUCACCCAGAUCGGCGCCAAGUGCUUCUCCAACUGGACGCAGGGCCUGGGCACGCUGGUGCUGAGUGAGCAUCACGCCAACAUCAUGGCCAUCAUACUGAAUGCCGUCUGCAGUGAGAACACCUCCCACGAGGCGGUGGAGGCGAUCGUCGACGUGUACACUAGUCCCCACAUGGAGAAGUACCCGAAGCACGUCCUCCAGCUGAUCGAGCAGAUGUCCAUCGGCCUGGAGGGCGUCAUCCUGAAGGCCUCGGCGGAGGGCAACCUCGACUUCUGCAAGGACCUGUACAUGCUCUUCAUUCAAAUCGGCGAGGCGCACACCCGUCUGCUGCUCGACUCGCUCAUCGACGCGCCCGCCUACACCGCCGUCAUUCUCAAGCUGCUGCAGAUUAUCAUGAGGUGCAGCUCGACGCCGGGCCACUACGGCCACGACGAGUACAUCAGCGACCAGCCGUUCAACUUCUGGAUUACCUUCCAGGACGACAUCAUGGGCUCAGACGAGGGGCGCAUUCAGACCUACCUGACCCUUUUCAAGGACAUCUACGACUCGCUGAUCAACUGCUUCCUCCUCAAGGUGCAGUACCCGCCGGAGGCGAUCUACCUGCACGAGUGGGACGCCGAGGAGCGGGAGAAGUUCCGCUGCUACCGCCAGGACAUUGGCGACACCUUCAUGUACUGCUUCAACAUUCUGCGCAGCUCCAUGCUGAAGGUGCUCUUUGAGCACUUCAACAAGGCCGUCGGCGCGGUCUUUGCCGCCUGCAAAGCCGCCGACCGCUCGGCCCUGGAGGAGGCGGCCCGCUACCUCGAGGCCGUCCUCUACGCCUUCAGCUCCAUCGCGGAGAACAUCGACGUGAACGAGUCGGCCGUCCUGCCGCAGCUCUUCGCCUCGCUGCACAGCAUUCCCUUUGAGAGCAUCGCCAUGGCCCGCCUGCUGGAGACCAUCAUGGCGCUCUUCUCCGCCUUCUCUGAGUGGAUCUGCUGCAACCUGAACUACCUGCA
This is a messenger RNA of Rhagoletis zephyria (snowberry fruit fly), 1190 nucleotides long. Lineage: Eukaryota; Metazoa; Arthropoda; Insecta; Diptera; Tephritidae. The record is from RefSeq and is a predicted model, not a curated record.